UCUCAUUUCACUCGCACAGGUCCCUAUCGACUGGUUGUCACCCUUUUUCUGUCUGUAAUAUUCAAAUAAUGGCUUCGAUCGAACUCCGCAAUGUGCAAACCGAGCUUGCCGCGAAGAACUUGCAAUUCAAAGUGCUCACUGAAAAGUUUUUGGAGCAACGAAAAGAGCUUUUCGAUGCGAAGAAGACUGAUUCGAAUGUCGAAUAUGUGGAAUGUUUGAGUGAGAAAUUGAGAGUUGCCACGGAAAGAAUUUCGGAUCUUGAAAAGGAGACGAAAGAAGGAAAACAAGUAGCAAAUGAGGAAAUUGGUCGAUUGGAGAAACUUUUGAGGGAAGCACAGCAGAAAAGGGAUGCGAAAAUUGAUGAGUCAUAUCAGACAUUCUUGAGAAUCGAAUUACUUGUGGCUAACCUUGGUGAGAGCACAGAUCCUGAGAAUGAAAAACGAAUCAAAAAUUUGAUGCCAGCAGCGAAAACUGGUAUUCCACCAGAGGGUGUUUUGAGAUUGACGAUUAAUGCAUUGGACAGUGCUGCUAGAGAAUCCAAGAAAAAGACGAUGGCCAUCGAGAGCCUCACGAAACAGGUCGACGAUGCGAACAAGCUCACUGAAGUCUAUAUGAAACGGCUUGAAGAGCUGGAGGACAAGCAUCGAUUCGAAGAGGCGCUCACGUUGAAGAUCCAGGCGAUGAUGAUCGAGACGACGGGGCAGUUGGAAGCCCAGAAGAAGAUCAUUGCGGAUCUUCAGAAGAAGAAUGACGAUCUUAUGAAAGAAGAGGAAGGGGAAGAAGAUUAUGAAGAGGAGGAGAACUACGAGGUUGAAGAAGACUUUGAGGAUGAGGAAGAGUAUGAUGAGGAGGGAGAAGAGGAAGAUUACGAAUAAAAUACAUACUAGUUUCUACUUUUUUAUUUUACUGUUUGUUUUUUCCUUCGUUUCAUAAAUUUCCAAAUGUCAAAUCUUUUAAAGAAAUAAUUUCAAAAAUUCAGUAAAAACAAAACGAAAAUAACGCAAAAUCAACAACAACAAAAAAUAAAAUUGAUUAUCCU
Messenger RNA from Caenorhabditis elegans, 1039 nucleotides. It is a transcript of the gene atz-1, whose product is annotated as Protein atz-1. NCBI's taxonomy places the organism in Eukaryota, Metazoa, Nematoda, Chromadorea, Rhabditida, Rhabditidae. Gene Ontology annotation, cellular component: nucleus. The record is from RefSeq and is marked reviewed. Bases 69 to 875 code for a protein of 268 amino acids. The transcript is spliced from 3 exons.